Molecule: messenger RNA, 984 nt
Organism: Spodoptera litura
Lineage: Eukaryota; Metazoa; Arthropoda; Insecta; Lepidoptera; Noctuidae
Source: RefSeq, a predicted model, not a curated record
AUGUCCGUCAUACUAUUUAUUGUACUCAUUGUUAUCAUCAUUGCGUUGUCUGUAGCGCUCUACCAGAAGAUGACAAACGCAAUAUGUACUUCGAGACGAAGACUAGAUGGCAAAACAGUAAUAGUGACUGGAGGAACAGCUGGAAUGGGCCUCCACAUAGCUACAGACCUGGCCCGUAGAGGAGCGAGAGUGAUAGUUGCCUGUCCCUUUGAAGAUGAAGGCACUAACGCUAAGAAACAUAUAGUGAAGGAGACUGGAAACGAUGACGUGGUGUACAAACACCUCGACUUGGGAUCUUUACAAUCAGUGAGACAAUUUGCAGCAGACAUUUUGAAAACUGAAGAUAGACUGGACGUUCUACUAAACAACGCUGGAGUUUUAGUCCCUGGAGACUUCCUGACGUCGGAUGGAAUGAACUUUAUAAUGCAAGUGAACUACUACGGAACAUUCCUACUGACACUACUACUCAUCCCUCUUCUGAAGAAAACUGGUAAGCCUGGUGAAGCGAGCAGGAUCAUAACAACAGCGUCAGUAACACAUCGUGUUGCAAAAAUAGACAUUGAAAAUUUGAAUAAAACCAAUUAUUGGAAAAGAUAUGAGAUUUAUUUCAAUAGUAAGCUAUGUAUCGUUCUAUUUGCCCAUGAACUAUCAAAACGAUUAAAGGGCUCGUACGUCAUAGUUAAUAAUGUAGAUCCAGGAUUCGUUGGUACCAGGAUAUAUGACUCUGCAAACAAAACGUUUGGAUCUAUUGUAACAUCGGCAUCAAAAAUAUUGUUCAAGACCCCAUGGGAGGGCGCACAGACAGCUUUACAUGCUGCGUUAGACAAGAAAGCUGGAAAAGUGAGUGGAGCAUACUUCAUGAAUUGUAAAAGAAUUCAAGCUGCGAAACAAGCGUGUUGUGAUAAAACUGCUAACGUACUUUGGGAAGAGUCAAUAAGAUUAGUAAAAUUAACAGAAGAUGAUGUGGAACAGUUUUUACAGUGA